Messenger RNA from Aaosphaeria arxii CBS 175.79, 1330 nucleotides. RefSeq names its product geranylgeranyl transferas-like protein type II alpha subunit. Lineage: Eukaryota; Fungi; Ascomycota; Dothideomycetes; Pleosporales. Gene Ontology annotation, biological process: protein geranylgeranylation. The record is from RefSeq and is a predicted model, not a curated record. The transcript is spliced from 3 exons. Gene Ontology annotation, cellular component: Rab-protein geranylgeranyltransferase complex; cytoplasm. The coding region runs from base 82 to 1170 and encodes 362 amino acids. Gene Ontology annotation, molecular function: Rab geranylgeranyltransferase activity.
CAAACACCAACUAAGGCAGUUGUGAAGCAGAGCUACGAGUAGGCUAGGGCUUUUGAUACCCAGGUGCCUGUGUUUCUCGGUAUGGCCAGCCAUGGAGUGUCGCGAGCAGCCGCGACAACUGUGCGUUCGGAGGAGGCACGUCAGAAGGAGCUACAACAAAUCGAUACUUACAAGGAUCUUGUCAAUCAGGUCAAUGCAAAGAUUGUAGAGAGGCAGUAUACCAUAGAGGUAUUGAGUCUCAUUACCAAGCUCCUCAACGAGAACCCGGAGUAUUAUACGAUAUGGAACCACCGACGUCGCGUCCUCAUUACGCUCCUCGCAUUAGACCCAGUUGAUCGUGGCGACAGAGCUUCCCCAGAAGAACUGAUAGAGAAUGAUCUUCAGCUUACCUUUUCGCUCCUCCGCAAAUUUCCCAAAUGCUAUUGGAUAUGGAACCACAGGGAUUGGAUACUGCAGAAGGGAGAGUCUACGCUCGAAGCCGAUACAACGCGGAGAUUAUGGUCAGGAGAGUUGCAAUUAGUCAACAAGAUGCUUCAUGCCGAUAGUCGCAAUUUUCAUGCAUGGAGCUACCGGCGAUUUGUUGUCGCGCAGCUUGACCGAAUACAAUCUGGCUCAAUCGCCGAUGCAGAAGCGCCUAAGUCCAUGAUUGAGUUGGAAUUCGAGUACACCACGAAGAUGAUCAAGAUAAACCUGUCCAAUUUCUCCGCUUGGCACAACAGGAGUCGGCUUAUUCCUCGUCUAUUGGACGAGCGUAAAGCGGAUCAUAACGCUCGGCGCCAGCUGUUUGACAACGAGCUGGAAUUAAUAUGUACAGCUAUCAAUACAGAUCCUUUCGACCAAUCCAUUUGGUAUUACCACCAAUAUCUGAUGAGUACUUUGGCACCAGAUUGUCCAGAACAGAGCAAGAUUGUCCCCAAUCUGACCACAGAAGAUCGAACGAAAUAUUACGCGCAUGAGAUGGAGUACAUACAAGAGAUAUUGGAGGAUGAAGCAGACUGCAAAUGGAUAUAUGAGUCAUUACUGCAUGUCGCCCAAUGUUUUCUAGUGAUUGACGCAGGAACGGAUUUGUUCACAACAUCAGAUAUGCGUAACUGGCUGGAAAAUCUCCAAAGGCUUGAUCCCCUGCGAAAAGGGCGUUGGGAAGAAGUUGGUGCGAGUUUGGGUAAAUAGAGAUUGAAGCAAACAAACAUUUUCAACGUCGGGUUGUAUCAUCUGUUGAGUUUGGUGCAUGCGAACUCUCUACAUGGGCCUCACUAGUUCCCUUUGUUUUCCAUGCCCACAGGCCGAGUAGAUCACGACUUUUCCCUUGACUGUUUUCAGGGAUGACGGG